CCACGCACAGAGAGAUUCAAACAAAAUAGGAUCUUUAAAAGAAAACCCAGAAAUAGAAUCCCAAAAUUGACUAAAACCUCAAAUCAAAAAACAAGACUUUAACACUUCUCUCUGUCUCCCCUCCCACAUCCAUGAAGUAGCUUUUCUCUCUCGAGAGAGAGAUGGGUAGCCUCGGAUGCGACGCCCACGGCGUCUUGAACGACGCGGAGUUCAGCAAACCCAUGCCUUCGAUCGGUCUAUACGUAGCCUCAGCUUCACUCCUCUGCUCGCUAGCCAUGGCCGCCGACCUCCUCCGCGGCUUCCGUCACCGGAAGUUCUGGUUCCCCUGCAAGUACUUCUCCCUCAACGCGACUUCCCUCACUUUCAUCGCCGUCGGGAUCAAACUCUCCGUCGAUCUCAACACCUCCAUGCCUAGCCGCCACGACCAGCUCUCCAAGCUCAGCAGCAGCGUCUUCGUCUGCACGGUGAUGGGCAACUCGAUGCCUUCGCUGGGUAUAAUGGAGGACAGAGAUCUUUUAACGAAUCUCGUCGCUUUAGCGAUCCUCGUGGUUACAGAUGUCGUCAACAUCUGUAUACAGUUAGGUACAGGUGCUAUCUACGUGUUCAAAGAGGAACACUUUGUUGUGGUCCUUCUCAUGCUUCUUAUGUUAAUGAUUAUGAGUUUCUCCGCGACUACUGUCCCCACCACGAAGAGGAUCUUGGAGACUAAGUACAAGAAGAAGUACGAGGUGGCGUUGAAGUGUCCUUUGGCUACGGAGAGGAUUACGGUAGCUAAGAAGAUUCAGGGAGAUUUGUCAAAGUUCUGGAUGAUGGCUCACACUAGUAGUCCUCAGUUCGUGAUGGCACGUUCCGUCACGUGCACUGCUUCUGGCUUCUUCUGUCUUUUAAGCGCCGUUACGUUGGGUGAAGCUGUGGCUCGUUCUUACUUGUUGAGUCAGAGGUCAUCGUCGCUUAGGUUCUGUGAUGGAGAUUCUGAUUAUAAAUGGUCGACCUCUCUGGUUCUCGUUUGUCAGGCUAGCGCUGUAGCCGUAGGGACUGUUGCUCCUGCGAUCAGAUGGUUCACUGCUGUCAAAUUCAGGUGUCCGAUUAGAGGGAAUAGGAGCUAUAGAGACGAGUUUAGAGUGGAGAGUUACUGGACGCAGUGGUUCUCCGAGAAGAAACAACGUCCCUUGAGCAGCCUUUGGAUACUCAAAGAUCGCAGCUGCAGGAAGACCGCGCACGACGCGAAACGCUGGUUGUUGGAUGUAUGCAUAGGGGUGCAGUAUGUGAUAGUGUUUGCAAGCAAGAUCAUCCGUUACAUCUCUGUCUACUGCGUGAGUAGAAUCUUGCUUUGCUUUCAUUUGGCGUUCAGAGCAACGGGUAGAAGUACCGUCUCUCAUGUUGACUCUGAGAUGUCUGGUGGUUCGAGACAGGAGCUGGGGAGCUAUGUACUGCAUCUCGAAGGAGAGGACGAGCUGGUGGAUUUGAUGGUGAGGAGCAACAGGGAGGCGACUGAGCAUUGGGUGAAGAAGGGUAGAAAGAACCAGCCGGUGAAUCUGAUAGAGCUUUUGGAAGCGACGACGGAGAUUUCGAAAGGAUUCGAAGGGAUUAGAGAGUUUGACAGCAAUGAGGUGGCUUCUCUUGCACCAUCUGGAGAGCAGCCGCCUAACUGCUGGGCUCUCCCGCUUGUGACAAUGACAACCAUAGCUUUAGCUCUUCCCGAUGUCAAGCCUUGCUCCGUCCAGAAGCUGCUCAAUGCUGUCAAUGAGGCAUUGGACUCUGUUAACAAGUUUGAAUGCGUCUUAGAUACGGGAGGACAGUUAGGUAACCUCAGGAACGCUGCUGAGGUGGUUUGGCUAGGUGUUGAUCUCUACCAUAAGUGGUUCGAUGUGGAUCUUAGGAAACUAUCCAAGCAGCAGAGAAGUCCUGAAGAAACGAUUAGGGAGCUGGCGGAAGCGGCGAAGAAAGAGUUUUCAGAGUCGUGGCAGAUGAACCUGAUGGUGUGUAUGAAGCACAGGCCCUCUCAUUGGCCCAUCAAGACUCUAGCUGCCAACUCCAUGUACCGAAUCUGUCAAACCAUUCUUCUAAACUACGAAACGAGAGACUACGGAACAGGGGAAGCUCUGUUGAGAAAGCUUGAAACCACAAUCUCUGACAUAGUUUCAGGCUGUUUUUGCAACGUGGUGCAAGUGGUAUCGGUCAAGUGUUUGGUAACGGCUGUAGAAGUGAGGGAAGAGUCGGUGAGAGGAGCGGCUCUGCAUCUCGGUAGAACAGAGAAGAUUCUUGAGAUUGUAGAGAGGAGACGGUUACCUGAACUGAGAUGUGAUCAGAUGAAGAACAUUGAUGAAUGGAGAGCAUUCUACAAGAUGAACUCUUCUGACUGUAAUAGCAGCAAGACAGUUUGUUCCGACUCAAAUGAAGUGUGCAUCACUGUUGACUAAUUUGUAAAAAAAAAAACUGUUUGUAGAGAGAUGCAUGUUUAUGACUGUCGUUGGUGUGAUGCACUUCGCAUGUGAUAAUGAUAUGUAGCACUUUGCGUUGAAAUGUAACAAUAUGCUUUUCAAGAAUGUCUUUGUUGUUUGUUCCAAAA
Raphanus sativus (radish) is the source of this 2569-nucleotide messenger RNA. RefSeq lists its product as uncharacterized. Lineage: Eukaryota; Viridiplantae; Streptophyta; Magnoliopsida; Brassicales; Brassicaceae. The coding region runs from base 162 to 2420 and encodes 752 amino acids. The record is from RefSeq and is a predicted model, not a curated record. The transcript has a single exon.